Messenger RNA from Aureobasidium pullulans EXF-150, 2441 nucleotides. Its product is annotated as ABC1-domain-containing protein. Gene Ontology annotation, cellular component: mitochondrion. Lineage: Eukaryota; Fungi; Ascomycota; Dothideomycetes; Dothideales; Saccotheciaceae. The record is from RefSeq and is a predicted model, not a curated record. Bases 206 to 2293 code for a protein of 695 amino acids. The transcript has 3 exons.
GCCGAGAUUGACUGGCUGGACGGGUAUUCAGCACAGGCGCUCGGAUGGAUUGCAUGUGAUAGGCCAUGACGUUGACAUGGCGGGUGUGCGGUUCGACAUUGUCGGCGGCAGCGACUCGAUGCUCAUCCACUUGACAUAGACUCGACUAUACACGAUAAAGGACAUGGCUACUACGACACUACGAUAGCUGCGACAUAGACUAAUCAUGAGCACGCCCCUGCUCUUUGGCCGCACUUGUGCGAAACACGCCUGGCAGCGACAGUCCACCGCUCUUCCCUUCUUCAAGUCGCAGGCUACUCGCUCCUUCACCUUUACCGCAAGAACAUACAACCGUCCGCGAUUCUUUCAAAAUGCUCGCCAAUUCUUCCGACACCCGCCUCCGCCCGUAAAGGGUGGUACCGCUUGUCUCGCCGCCCUCUCCCCCGCCGCCUUCGUAACCCUGAGCGAGAAUGACGAGUCCGAGGAUGGCUUGACAGGAGAGCAGCAGAUGCUCGAGGCUUCUAGGAAAGAGCUGGCUGAGCAGGUCCCUGGCUGGGUUGGAGGCUCCAAAUCUCUCCGCAAGGGCAUCUGGAAGUUCCUCGACACUUGGAUCAUCGAGCCUAUCGCGACCGGCUUCCGUUUACUACAUUUGAUCUUCAUCUUCGUUCCUGUCAUUGUCACCGUACCUGUCAUCUGGUUUGGCCAGAGACAGCCUGAGAAAGACAACGAGCGAUCUGGCACUCUCUGGUGGUAUGCAUUCUUGGUCAAUGGCAUGGAGAGGGCCGGUGCUGCUUUCAUCAAGCUCGGCCAAUGGGCUGCCUCGCGAACUGAUAUUUUCCCUACUCAGAUGUGCGCCGUCAUGUCUGCCCUCCACUCCAAUGCUCCCGCCCACACACUCCAUCACACUAAGAAGACGAUCGAACGAGCCUUUGGCAUGCGUUUCGAAGACAUCUUUGAUGAAUUCGACGAGAAGCCAUUGGGUGUUGGCGCCAUAGCACAGGUUUACAAGGCAAGGUUAAAGCCUGAUAUCGCUGUCAGCGAAGACCUCGAUCCUCACGGCUCCGACACUUAUCGCCAGAAAUUCAAGAGAGGUGUUGACAUCACUCUGAAGAGCACGCCACAGAGGACACCUUCUCAAUACGUCGCCAUCAAGGUCCUUCAUCCCAAAAUUGAGCGCAUUGUUCGCAGAGAUUUGAAGAUCAUGGGCUUCAUGGCUUCUAUGAUCAACUUGAUCCCCACCAUGGAGUGGCUCUCGUUCCCUGACGAAGUCGAACAGUUUGGUGAAAUGAUGCGUCUACAGCUGGAUCUUCGUAUCGAGGCCGCCAAUCUGACCAUUUUCCGCAAGAACUUCCGCGACCGAACAACCGCCUGGUUCCCUUACCCAUAUACUCAAUACACAUCUCGUCAAGUCCUUGUAGAAGAAUUUGCCCAAGGUAUUCCGCUCGAGGACUUUUUGCAGAACGGUGGUGGUGUCUUCCAAAAGGAGAUUGCGGACGAAGGUUUGGAUGCCUUCCUCCACAUGCUCUUGAUCGACAACUUCAUUCAUGCCGAUUUACAUCCCGGAAAUAUCAUGGUUCGCUUCUACAAGCCAGCCCAGAUUGAUGUCAAGGGCAGCUUCUUUAGCCGACCCAAGCCUGACCCCAAGCUCUCUACUGAUGUAACAGAAGAAGUUUUGGAACGUCUACGACCGCACAGAAAGUCCAAGGAAGAUUGGGGCAAGACGCUGGAUCAGAUCGACCAUGAAGGCUACCGACCCCAACUCAUCUUCAUCGACACAGGUCUCGUCACCGAACUCAACGGCCUAAAUCGUCGCAAUUUCCUUGACCUCUUCAAAUCCGUCGCUGAGUUCGACGGCUACAAAGCAGGACACUUGAUGGUCGAACGCUGUCGUCAACCAAGCGCCGUCAUCGACAAGGAAGUAUUCGCCCUCCGUAUGCAACAUCUUGUGCUCGGCGUCAAGAGCCGCACCUUUGCCCUCGGCAAUAUCAAGAUUGGCGACAUCCUUAAUGAGGUACUCAGCAUGGUCCGCGGCCACCACGUCCGCCUCGAAGGCGACUUCGUCAACGUAGUCCUCAGUAUUCUCUUGCUCGAGGGUAUCGGCCGAAGCCUAAAUCCCGAGCUAGACUUAUUCUCCGGGGCUCUUCCGAUAUUGAGACAAUUGGGCACUUCUGGUGGUGCGGGUAACAUGCUCAAGGGGGGUGAUCUUUCGAUGAUUAAGGUAUGGGCUGGACUUGAGGCGAGGAAGUUCAUGCAGGCCAGUGUCGAGAGUGUGGAGAGUUUGGUUGCUCAUGAUCAGUUGUCUCCUAACAUCUAGAGUGAGUUAUCUUCGAUCAUGGAGAUCUUUUUAUGUUCAGUUGGACAACUGGGCUUUGUAUUAUACUUUUUUCACAUCUCAACGCGGUCUGGACGUGGACAAUGUGAUCUGUUCUCUUCAUCUUAAAAACACUACGGGUUUACACUUA